This is a messenger RNA of Yarrowia lipolytica CLIB122, 225 nucleotides long. RefSeq lists its product as uncharacterized. Gene Ontology annotation, biological process: attachment of spindle microtubules to kinetochore. NCBI's taxonomy places the organism in Eukaryota, Fungi, Ascomycota, Dipodascomycetes, Dipodascales. Gene Ontology annotation, molecular function: microtubule plus-end binding. The record is from RefSeq and is a predicted model, not a curated record. Gene Ontology annotation, cellular component: DASH complex; mitotic spindle.
AUGCCGGAAUUAUCGCCAACUGAAGAAGCCAUUUUGGCGGAAUACGAGCGGCUGGACCUCAAUCUGCGUUCGCUGACAGAUGAGAUUCGCGUGCUCACAGAGGGACCAUCUCAGGUGCUGUCGGAACAGCUGUCGGAGCUGCAGUCCAAGGUCUAUGUGAUCAGAACACUGAUUAAGUCGUCUGUCUACAACUAUGCAAAGAUGAAGGGCCAGGAAAUGGAGUGA